UUCAGUUGUCUCUGAACCCCCGAACCGGUCGGACGUUUGUGAACGAGUGUCGCCCCCUAGACAUACGUAAAAACUCGUGAAAUUCAUAACGAGAAAAAUACGAAAAGAAGACAAAAAGAACAGACAUUUUUUCUCAUGCUCAAUUAAAAAGAGAAAAAUCGUUUUUUCUGUUUUAAUUACUCUUCUUUCGCGAUACCUUAUCGUUUCUUAACAAUUUUUCAUUACGUUCGAUAAACUGGAAGGACGAAAAUUGUGGAAGAAGGAAAAAAAAAAGCUCGAUCUACGGAACAAUUGCAUUAUUACUGAUUGUUUUUUUUAACGCUAAUUUAACGACGGGACUCCGAAGCGUUGAUAAAAAUUCGUUGUAUCGCGGUCUUAUCGUUCUUUUUCUUUUGUUCUUUCACUCCCUGGACGAACUACUUUUUUUGUGACUCGAAAAAUUAUUCGAAUCGCGAGGUGCAUUGCUUCGUUUAUUUAUUUAUUUAUUUUUUAAUAUCUUCUGUUUGACGUCGUUCACCUUCUCUCUACGUGCUCACGCGAGGGAGCGAGUGAAGAAAAACCUCCGAGAUAUCCGCCCAACGAUAAUCGACGUUUUGUCACUUUGUUCCGAAACCACUUGGAUUUUCAAAUCAUCCGUUAAAACGUAGUCGACACGCGAAAGGAUGGUGGCGUCGCAGAACGAUGGGGGAAAAAGUGGAGGCGGUGAUCCGACGAUGGGAUCGCAGAACGACAACGACGCAGCGGUGUACACGGUAUCGGUAAGCGGAGUGGGUUACCGUAACGAGGGUUACAAAGAGGACGGUGGCGAUGGGAUUCCACCGGAGCCGACGAAGCCGCCGCAGUUUCCCUUGGCCGAGGACGACACGCAAUCGCGGAAGUUCCGUUUAUCGAGGGGCGAGAAAUGGCGAAUACUGAAAAACAUCGGAACCGUUUCGAUCGCUUUCAUGGUGCAGUUCACCGCGUUCCAAGGGACCGCAAAUCUCCAAUCGUCCAUCAACGCCCACGACGGUUUGGGCACCGUUUCACUCUCGGCCAUCUACGCCGCUCUCGUUUUGUCCUGCAUUUUCGUACCGACUUUUCUCAUCAAAAGACUCACCGUCAAAUGGACCCUCUGCGUCUCCAUGCUCUGUUACGCUCCUUACAUCGGAUCCCAAUUCUACCCACGAUUUUACACCCUCGUACCUGCCGGCGUGCUCCUCGGUCUCGGCGCCGCCCCGAUGUGGGCCGCCAAAGCGACUUACCUCACCCAAGUCGGCGGGGUUUAUGCCAAGCUGACUGACCAACCGGCCGAUGCCAUCGUCGUUCGAUUCUUCGGCUUCUUCUUCCUUGCCUGGCAAACCGCCGAACUUUGGGGAAAUCUCAUCAGCUCUCUCGUACUGAGCGAAGGUGAAUUCGGAAGUGACAGUUUGAGCAACGCAACGAACUUGGCGAACAAGUUGAAGAGAUGCGGAGCGAAUUUCUGCGUCGUCGGGAACGGUGCCCAUGGGAAUCUGCACCGUCCUCCGGACUCGGAGAUCUACGAGAUAUCGGCGAUUUAUCUAACGUGCGUCGUCGUUGCUGUGAUCAUCGUCGCCCUCUUCGUAGAUCCAUUGUCAAGGUACGGUGAAAAACAACGAAGAGCCGACAGUCAGGAGCUCAGUGGCAUACAAUUGCUGUCCGCAACUGCUUAUCAACUGAAAAAACCGUAUCAACAGUUGCUCAUACCAAUCACCGUGUGGAUCGGCAUGGAGCAGGCCUUCAUCGGUGCUGAUUUCACUCAGGCUUACAUCUCGUGUGCUCUCGGAGUACACAGGGUUGGUUACGUCAUGAUUUGCUUCGGCGUCGUAAACGCCGGGUGCUCGUUACUUUUCGGUUCGAUCAUGAAGUUCAUCGGUCGCCAGCCCCUGAUGGCACUGGGUGCCAUCGUCCACGCUGCCCUCAUCGGAGUUCUGCUGGUCUGGAGACCGCACCCUGAGAACGCAUACGUUUUUUACACCGUUUCUGGACUUUGGGGCGUCGGUGAUGCCGUUUGGCAAACUCAAGUUAACGGUCUUUACGGAACUCUGUUCAGGCGCAACAAAGAAGCGGCGUUUUCCAACUACCGUUUGUGGGAGAGCGCAGGUUUCGUCGUCGCGUAUGCCUACAGCACGCACUUGUGCGCCCGAAUGAAACUCUACGUGAUGCUUUCGGUCCUGAUAAUCGGGAGCUUGGGAUACAUCAUCGUCGAAAUUUUGCACAGGCGAAAGCAGCGAAGACUGAAAGCCAUCGCCGAGGACCCGAAAGCAGCUCAGGCGGAAGCAAACAUGCCGGAGGAAACGGACGACGAAAAAGACGACAUCGACGAUGACAUAAUAAUCACUCAUCUCUGAACACGACGACUAACACCACGUCACGUCGUUAAAAGUUAAUGCCUAAAAUAAGCAGAAAAACGUACGAUAGAUAUUAAAAAUUAAAUCGCGAAAAAACAAACGAAAUAAAUCGAACUGCUGAGCAGUUUGGAAAAGGAUACGAAAUUCGAGGAUCGAAUAUAAUUGAGUGACGAAAAUAACAGUGAUGAAGUAACAAGCGAAAUUGACAGUUUAACUUUUCCUUUUUCGUUUCUUCGUUCAGAGACAAAAUGAUUUUCAUUCGAGAGAGAUCGAGAGAGAGAGAGAGAGAGAGAGAGAAAAUAAAAUAUCAUCGUACGAAUUAGAGCGCAGCAAAAAAAGACAAGUCACGUGUGAUUUUAGUGAAUAACCGAGUCGCUCGUUUUUUCUUAUUGAAAAAUGCGAAAUUGGCCGGAUUUCACAGUAACGCUGGAUAGAUUGCGACAGGAUAAUAAUAUUUCUUUUCUUUCGAACGCGCCUGUCCGGUUAAAAAUACUGGAAUAUUUGUCUUUUUAACAAAAGAGAGAACAGAGAGAAAGAGAGUGAGUGAGAAAAAUAAAUGAAAAACUUCGAGCUUGGCGACUCGUGGCUCGACUUUAAGCGAAAGUGAUAUAAAGUAGUGUACAAUAAUAGUGAGCUUGUUAGUGUGUCUGCGUGCGUGGCUGCGUGUGUUUUUUCUCGUUGUUAUUGUUAUUGUUGUUGGUGAUGAAGAAACGUCGUUUUACAAUGUUGAGGAAAAGAAGGUGUGACUCGAAUGUGAAACAUUUGAGGUUAUAAAACGCAUUGAUCGAUGAACGAUUAAUCGCCAGGCUCGAAGCUCAAACUAAAAUCGAACUCGUUCGAGCUCUCCUCGGCCUCUUUUGGGCGUCAAUUUUUUCCCUUUAUUUUCCACCACGUCGUUUUUUCAUCGUUAGUGUGUGGAAGAAUUUUAAGAAUCAAACUUUUUCUCUCCUCAUUCCUUCGAGCGGGACUCCAUCAGAAUCAUUAUUACGAAUUGUUACAUUUUUCUCUCGAUUUAUUAUUCAAUUAUUCAAUCGGUAAAAUUUCCCAAAUGGCUCCGGAUGAAACUUCGGUUUGGAAUAGAACGUGCACUAGUCUCGAACAAAGGGCAGCGAGAAUAAAAAAUAUGCAAGAAUGAAAAACCCAUCGCGGAUUCUGACAGUUCGAGAGCCCCCACUCAGCAGCUUUUCAUUUUCUCCUUUCUAUUAAAGAUUCGAUAAAACAAUAAUUAACAAUACCGGAUCCCGUGAAAAGUCCCUUGAAUUUGUCGAAAAAGGUUCAAUUCCCGGAAGUAUUGAAAAAAAAACUUCAAUCGUUUGGUCGACCGCGUUUGUUUGUUUUGUUUUUCUGUAUAUAAAUAUACGCGGAGAAAGAGACAUAUUGUGUGUUACGUAUGUUCUACCAAGCAGUAUUUUCAAUCUUAUAUCCCGAUCAGUAUUAUUAUUGAGGAUUCUGAACUUCGCUAGAAAAUGUCUCUGUGGUAGCGCGUGUCCUAGGACGAUUGAAGUAGUGGAAUUAUUAUUCUAUUUUUUUGGUCUCCGCGAUGCGUGAAUCAUUGGAAGCGAUAAAUUUCUUGUGUUUUUAUCUCGCAGGAGGUCAUGUGCAUUCUCCGGAAUGAAUUUACUUACACGCGCGAGAAGGAGCGAGGCAGAGAGAAUAGUUUUAAUACUUUGCGCAAUAUCUGAUUGGCUGUAUAAUAUGUAGGCGUUAUAACGUGUUAUGCGGGUUGGGUGUAUCACAUUUUUUGUUACCUUGUUUUUGCAUUCCGUACAGAUUCUUUGUCUCCAACACGUGUGAAACUUGGAACAGGUCGAUAAAAAAAAUGGCAUCGUUCAAAAAGAGAAAGAGGGAACGAGAGUCGCGGAGGGGGGAGGGGGAUCGUUCGUUGUUACGUGUUUUCUCGAUGCUUCAUCGGCCUUUGUUCGCCUUGCAACACACUUUUUUGUCGCAUUGUAGCACAGAAAAAAGAAAUAUUCCAAUUACCAACGAGUUUACCUACAAUUUUUUCCGUACAUAUUCGUCCAAUUUAAUUUCCGUUUCCUGCGACGUCGAAAAAUUGGAGGUUAAGGCCACACGGUAAUAGAUGCGAGGAGAAAAGAGGAAAUAAAUCCUUUGCGAGAAAAUAAUCGAAUAAAGAUUAUAGAGUUUACCACUUGAAAUCUACCUGGAAUCGUCGAUUUAUUGCAAUUAUGCUGUAUUUUCGAUGGUUUUUCUUACCGCGACCUGGUUCGCUGUACAGGCACGACGUACACGAGAUAAAAGUAGCGAAAGUGAAAAAGAAAUAUCGAGUAGAUGAUAAACGAGAGCGCGCGUACUUUGAAUAACGCGAAAUAUUGAAGCAUUAGAAAAUAUCCACGUUAUAAAUACAUGUAUAUUAAAAGUGCGUACACGUACGUACGUGUAAAAAACUUCGGUAUUAUCCACCACGGGUAAUCCAGGCCACUUACAUGAAUAUAUAUAAAGAUUGAUAUAACAUUCGCAAGAACGCAUACAAAUAAAUAAAAGAGCAUUGAACGGGCAUGUACAAAAAUAAAAUGUACUGCGAUUAUUCGUUUUAGCGUGUGUACGUACGAGUUUUUGUGUGCUAGAAAACAGCGCAAUUUUCAGACUCGCAAUUAUAUUUAACAGAUUUCUUCUUUCCCCGCUCAGUUUCGUUCUUUUUUCAUAUUACUGUCUGAAAAUCGCUCAGUUCUUGCCCGAAUCUCACGAUUCAUUUCGUACGUUUCAUACGACAUGAGAAAAAAAAAUAUAAUAAAAUGCCCACUUCAACGAAUACAUAUCUCCCUCGACAAGUAACAAUCGCCUUCGGAUCGCGAAUCGAGGCAUCUCACGAAACGAUCAUUCAUAUCUUAUUAUUAUAUAUCGAUAUAUACACGAGUUCACGAUUAGCCCGCGAGAUAUAUUAUAAUAACAGGGCCAUCGGUAUCCUUCUAUUUCCGGGCCAAAUGUACAGUUAUAUAUUACGUAUUAAGUUAUACAUAUUUUACAUACCUGUCAACGACAAUAUCAUCUUUUCCUACAAUUAAUGUUAUCAUUGUGAAGAUUAAAUUGUAGAAUUAAGGUUUGAAUCUAUGCCGAUUGUCGCCGUGAACGAUGCCCAUAUAUUAUUAUUUACGAUCAUUUAAAGUUAUGCCAUUAUUAUUAGCUCAUUAUUAAUUGUAGAUUUAUUAAUGAUUUAUUAUUAUUAUUUCUAUUAGAUUUAUCAAACAUUAUUUUUUUGUCAUCGACGUAAAGUCGAAUAGGAAUUAGACGAUUGUCAUUUUAUUAAAUGAUCAGUACAGAUAAA
Molecule: messenger RNA, 5631 nt
Organism: Venturia canescens
Lineage: Eukaryota; Metazoa; Arthropoda; Insecta; Hymenoptera; Ichneumonidae
Product: UNC93-like protein
Exons: 6
Coding region: 663-2348 (561 amino acids)
Biological process (GO): regulation of potassium ion transport; regulation of muscle contraction
Cellular component (GO): plasma membrane; striated muscle dense body
Molecular function (GO): potassium channel regulator activity
Source: RefSeq, a predicted model, not a curated record